UUGCCGUCAGCAAGUUUCUCUCUCUUGAAUAUACUCCCGCGGCGGCGGAAGAAUUCUGGUUAAUUUGCGAUGAAGAUUAGUAGCUCAACCUUCGUGUCGUUUGUUAUAACUUUAGGGUUUCUAUCAAACAUGGCUGAUUCACUCCAAUUUAAUCUUGAAUCGGGAGUUGGGAAAUGCGUAUCGGAAGAUGUCAGGAGCAAUUCAAUGUCGGUAGGAAAAUACCAUAUAGUGAAUCCGAACGAAGGUCAUCCCCUUCCUGAGACUCACAAUCUCACCGUGAAGGUCACUUCUCCGACAGGGACUAGUUAUCACCUUGCGGAACAUGUUAGUUCAGGGCAAUUUUCUUUUCAUGCUAUGGAGGUUGGCGAUUUUUUGACUUGUUUUUGGGUAGUUGAUCAUAACCCAAAGAUUACUUUAACAAUUGAUUUUGAAUGGAGGACUGGAGUGGCUGCUAAAGAUUGGUCUAGUAUUGCUAAGAAAGACACUGUUGAUUCUAUGGAAAGUGAGCUGAAGAAACUGCAGGAAGUUAUAACUUCAAUUCAUGAAGAGAUGUUUUAUCUUCGUGAUAGGGAAAAAGAAAUGCAGACACUUAACAUUGGCACAAACUCGAGAUUGGGUUGGUUAAGUGUUCUUUCGCUUUGUGUUAGCCUAGCCGUGGCUGGUUUGCAGUUUUGGCAUUUGAAGAACUUCUUCCAAAAGAAAAAACUUAUUUAGAUCCAUUUUGGGUUACAUAUAUUACCCAUUUGCAGUUUUUUAUUUGACUAUAUAUCCUAUACACAGUUCAUGCAAAAGAAUCCAAAUUUCUUAUAGGCUUAAAGUUUUUAUUGUUGUGUAAACAAUUGCUUUCAUGGUUGUGUAAUUUUUCUCCAU
Impatiens glandulifera is the source of this 870-nucleotide messenger RNA. RefSeq names its product transmembrane emp24 domain-containing protein p24delta7-like. The coding region runs from base 70 to 714 and encodes 214 amino acids. Lineage: Eukaryota; Viridiplantae; Streptophyta; Magnoliopsida; Ericales; Balsaminaceae. The transcript is spliced from 4 exons. Gene Ontology annotation, biological process: Golgi organization; intracellular protein transport; endoplasmic reticulum to Golgi vesicle-mediated transport. The record is from RefSeq and is a predicted model, not a curated record. Gene Ontology annotation, cellular component: endoplasmic reticulum-Golgi intermediate compartment; Golgi apparatus; endoplasmic reticulum.